CAUACAAAGGUCACAGCUGAAAAAAGGAAGCUAAGCUAAGUUAAGCUUUUUUUGUCAGGGAAGACAUAAGCAGCUACCAUGGUGGUCAUCACAGAGUUCCAGAAGAUUGGUGUUGGUCUGAUGGGAUUCAGUUUGUUUUUCCUAGUCUUUGGUGUGCUGCUGUACUUUGACUCUGUCUUGCUGGCAUUUGGAAACAUCCUGUUUCUGACCGGCUUGACAUUUAUCAUUGGCAUCAGAAGGACCGCCCAAUUCUUCUUUCAAAGACACAAGUUUCGAGGUUCUUUGUUCUUCCUGGGCGGAGUCUCUCUGGUACUGUGCCGUUGGGCAAUCAUUGGAAUGCUAUUAGAGAGUUAUGGCUUUGUUCUUCUAUUCAGAUCCUUCUUCCCCAUGGCCUUGGGAUUUGUGGUGUCAGCUGUGAAUAUUCCCUUCCUCAGUGCAUUUACCUCCAGCAGCUCCUCCAUGGUCUGAGCAGAUAGAAGACAUCUUACAGCAACGAGGAAGUGUGUGUUUGGGACAACUAUUUAUUUUAUGGAUAAACAGGAGCAAUAAGUUAUUUUUUACAAUGUUUUAUAUUUUCUAUAUUCUGAGGUUACAAUUACAACCAACCAUUCGUAGAAUUAGCUGCUUAAAUGUGAUAACCUUAAACCUUUUACCAAUGAAACACAAAUCCUGGAUCUAUGUUGUCUUAUUUUGGAAUCAUUUAACAUAUUUUCACCCGUUUAUUUUAUAUGUUUUUGUAUCUUUAUACAUAGUGCAUACUGUGUACUAGAGCAGUUCUAUAAAUCUUAACAAGCUGGUUCUACAACACCUGUAACACCUGAUCUAAGGAACAAAUUUACACUAAGCAAACAAGUUCAAUAUAAUAAAUUGGCCUACUACCAAAGACAA
Molecule: messenger RNA, 888 nt
Organism: Solea solea (common sole)
Lineage: Eukaryota; Metazoa; Chordata; Actinopteri; Pleuronectiformes; Soleidae
Gene: golt1a
Product: golgi transport 1A
Exons: 5
Coding region: 79-468 (129 amino acids)
Biological process (GO): retrograde transport, endosome to Golgi; endoplasmic reticulum to Golgi vesicle-mediated transport
Cellular component (GO): membrane; endoplasmic reticulum
Source: RefSeq, a predicted model, not a curated record